AUGACGAAGAAUAAAAAACGAGAAAAAUCAAAGUUUCAAAAUAAUGCGAUAACAUCUGAAGAUCCGCGCUUUGCUCAUGUACGAAAAGACCCGAGGUUUACCCGCCCGAAGAAAAAGGACGUAAAAAUCACUUUAGACGAACGUUUCGCUCAUAUGCUAACUAAUAAAGAGUUUAGCGAUACUCCUAAGGUUGAUAAAUAUGGGAGACCGAUUUCAUCAGAUAAAGUUGCUAAAGAACUACAGCGAUAUUAUAAAUUAAGGGAUGACGAGUUUAAAAGUAAAAGCGAAUCCUCAGAAAGUGAUGAAGAACAGAAUCAUGCGACUACAGAGGAAGAGACAGACAUUGAAAAUAAUGAUUUACCGGCCUUUGACCACGCUAGAGGUGAAGGUGCUUAUGAGUCGUCAGAUAACGAAGUAGAAAACGAAGAAUUAAUUGAGCAAGAAUCCGAUGAAUAUCAUGAGGAGGUUCCAUUAGGAGACGAAACUCAUCGACUUGCGGUAGUCAACCUUGAUUGGGAUAAUGUAAAGGCAUCCGAUCUUAUGAAAGUGUUUAAUGGUUUUAAAUCAGAUGGGUCUAUCAUAAGAUCCAUAAAAAUUUAUCCAUCGGAAUUUGGUAAGGAACGGAUAGAAAAGGAAACACGAGAAGAUACAAACGCUAUCAUUAUUAACGAUAAUGGAGAAGAAUUUGAUACAGAAGAGUUAAGAAGAUAUCAGUUGGAUCGACUAAAAUAUUAUUACGCUGUUGUCGACUGCGAUACUGUUGAAACUGCUCGUCAUAUUUACCAACAAUGUGAUGGAGCGGAAUUUGAAAGUACUGCCAACUUCUUUGAUCUUCGCUUUAUACCCGAUAAUAUGGAAUUUAAUGAUGAACCAAAAGAUGAAUGCUUCCAAGCACCUGAAAUAUAUAAACCUGUCAACUUUGUAACAGAUGCAUUGCAAAAUUCAAGUGUGAAAUUGACUUGGGACGGUGAUGAUCCAUAUCGUGUCAAAACUAUAUGUCAAAAUUUCACGAAAAAAGAUCUUGAUUAUAUGGAUUUUAAGGCUUAUAUCGCUUCCUCUAGCGAGGAAUCCGAUGAUGAUGUUGAAGAAGCAAGACAAAAAUAUAAAAAUUUAUUAAAUGAAAUUGAAAAUGAUAACGCGGAAGAACAGGAUAUGGAAAUUACUUUUACACCUGGAUUGAGUGAGGCGGUAGCAUUGAAUUCAGCAGAAAAG
Messenger RNA from Funneliformis mosseae, 1212 nucleotides. The record is from the annotation of a GenBank genome assembly. NCBI's taxonomy places the organism in Eukaryota, Fungi, Glomeromycota, Glomeromycetes, Glomerales, Glomeraceae.